UAAAUGGAGAGUUUGAUGGGUCAGAGCUUCUCCUGAGUUUCAGCACUGACAACCCAUCCGCUUGACUUGAACCCAACUUAUAGGAGCAGAAUGAAAACUGCAGGUGUCUUUGUGCUGCUGAGCCUGGCUGUAUUCUGUCUCUUCUCAGAUGUUACCAGCCAACGUGAGGGAGAGGCUAUUGACUGCAGUGAGUUUGAUAACAAUGAACCAUACUGCACCAGGGAAUCUAACCCUCACUGCGGCACAGAUGGCCAGACCUACGGAAACAAGUGUGCUUUUUGCAAGGCAGUUGAGCAAGAUGACCCAGCACCAUCGAACACAAUCCUGAUAUUCAGAUCUGAAAAGCAGAUCAACAAGUCUUUCUCAGCAAAUGGAUUCCAUCGCUGGGGAGCAUUGGGAGACUGGACACCACCAAAAGCAUCAGCAUCAAAUCACACUGUCUGCAUGAUGAAGGCUGCAGCUGUGCUGUUUCUCCUCCUAGGACUCUAUUGCUGCUUCUUUGCCUCAGAUGCUCAUCAUUCCUAUGAGCCACAGGUUGACUGCAGUGCUUAUAUGAAGCUUUCUGACAGGACCAAACCUAAAGGAUGCACCCUGGAGUACUUCCCAGUAUGUGGUUCCAAUGGCCAAACGUACACCAACAAAUGUCUCUUUUGCAGAGCAGCCAUAGCAAGUCAAGGGAAGAUCCAUUUUAAGCAAUAUGGGAAAUGCUGAGUCAUUGCCACACACGGUCUAUGGAGGCGUGUUCCGUUCAUCUC
Molecule: messenger RNA, 755 nt
Organism: Podarcis raffonei (Aeolian wall lizard)
Lineage: Eukaryota; Metazoa; Chordata; Lepidosauria; Squamata; Lacertidae
Product: serine protease inhibitor Kazal-type 10-like
Exons: 8
Coding region: 91-711 (206 amino acids)
Molecular function (GO): serine-type endopeptidase inhibitor activity; protein binding
Source: RefSeq, a predicted model, not a curated record